CGAGAUUUGAAGCCUCUCUUAGCCUUGUAAAUUUCCCGGCAAGACAGAGAAUCCAUUUCCACAAAGGCCGCCAUAAUUUAGACUUGUCUUCUUCCACACUCAGUCAAUUGGGUCCCCACUGGACUUUUCUUCUUCGUCUCCAACGAGCAGCUCCCUCCGACUUCCACUGGUUUAGAUAGUAGAGCUCCGUUUUCCUCACUUUGGGAAUUCAUCGCUCGCACCAUUUCAGCCCCCUUGGUUUUAUCUGGCUGCUAAGCCCACUAACCAUUUCCUUUUCAAUGAGUUUUCUUCUGGGAACCCAAAGUUGUUGGCUUGAUUGGGAGUCCGAGUCCGACCCGUUGCCCGCCGACUUCCUCGCCAUCCCCCUUUUCGCCGUCUUCUUUCCCUUGAUCAGGCUUUUCCUCGACAGAUAUGUUUUCCAGAAAUUGGCUGGACGGUUGAUUUUGGGCAAAGGGUAUCCUAGUAUUCAUCUUGUGACACGUGAGGAAAGGAAGACCAUAACAAAGUUCAAAGAAUCAGCCUGGAAGCUUGUUUAUUUCCUUUCAUCGGAGCUAUUGGCUCUCUACGUUUCUCAUAAUGAGCCUUGGUUCACUAAUACCAACUACUUCUGGAAAGGACCUGGAGAUCAAGUUUGGCCCGACCUCAAAGUCGAAUUGAAACUUAAGGCUUUGUACAUGUACGGUGGUGGAUUCUACGUCUACUCCACAUUUGCAUUGUUGUUCUGGGAAACAAGAAGAUCGGACUUUUCGGUUUCCAUGGGUCAUCAUCUGGCAACACUUGCUCUCCUUGUGCUGUCGUACAUGGCUAGGUUUGCUCGUGUUGGUGCAGUUGUGCUUGCAAUACAUGAUGCCACUGAUAUGUUCCUGGAAGCUGCAAAAAUGUCAAGAUACAGUGGAUUUGAAUCGCUUUCCAGCAUUUUCUUUGCUUCAUUCGUCGUGGUUUGGACCAUGCUCCGAAUUAUCUGCUUCCCACUCUGGAUACUGAGAAGUACAAGCUCUGAAGUCGUAGCCAGUCUGGACAUGGAGAAGCAUGCUGUGGAAGGGCCUGUAUAUUACUAUAUGUUCAAUACUCUUCUCAUCUGCUUGCUCAUUGUCAACAUAUACUGGUGGAAGCUGAUGAUCGUGAUGGUGAUCGAUCAAAUCAAGGCCAGAGGCAAGCUUGGCGACGACAUUCGAUCGGAUUCUGAAGGUGAAGACGACCAUGUUGACUGACAGCAUUACUCUCAUAAUGUGGAUAGAUCAGAGGAGCACCAUACUUGUUUGUGAAUGCUAAGGUGAAAGGGAAAGGGAAAUGUAGCUAUAGCAUUUAGACGUCUCAUGUUUGUGUUCUAUAUAUUCUACCGUUCAAUGACAUAUCCAUUUGCGUAGAAUGAUCCCUGUUUGUAAAUUUUACAUAAGUGCAUAUUCAACAUGUAUCCUAAAGUUUUGACGGGGGAUGGGAGUGCAUCCCUCUAUAGUAAUUAUUGCACCAUGGAAAAGAAACUGCAAGUGUUACGUUGAAUAGAUUACAGAAGAAACUCUUAUUAAGAAAAAAAUACAGAAGAAACUCUUAUUAAGAAAAAAAAUUACAGAAGGAAUUAGAUA
Molecule: messenger RNA, 1583 nt
Organism: Linum tenue
Lineage: Eukaryota; Viridiplantae; Streptophyta; Magnoliopsida; Malpighiales; Linaceae
Source: the annotation of a GenBank genome assembly